GUCUUUCAGUAUCAUGCAAGCUGAAGCUGUCCCACACCUGACAGGAGGAGGUCACACAACAACACGAGGAUGAGGAAGCUUCUGUGGGUGAGUCUGCUGGCUCUGCUGCUGCAGGCCUCUUGCAUCCAAGCCAACCAUUCAGAUGACAGCACAGAGGAGCACAGAGAUGCUCAAGACGACACAACAAAGGAAACCCCAAAGGAGACCUCAGCAGAGACAGACGAAACUGAACAACCACCAAAGAGGGAGAAAACAACAGAGAUAGAAGAAGAGCAAGGCAUCAUGGUUCUGCACAUCAACAACUUUGACAGGGCUCUCAGCGAGACCAGGCAUUUAAUGGUUGAAUUCUAUGCUCCUUGGUGUGGCUACUGUAGAAGAUUUGAGCCAAUUUAUGCUGAGGCUGCUGGGAUGCUGAAGGAGGAAGGCUCAGAAAUGCGUUUGGCCAAAGUGGAUGCCAUAGAGGAGAAAGAACUGGCUGAAGAGUUUAAUGUUGACAGCUUCCCCACCGUGAAGCUGUUCAUGAACGGAGACCGAAAGGAGCCUAUAGAAUACACUGGUAAGAGGACACCUUCAGGAAUUGUUCAGUGGUUGAAGCGUCGCUCUGGACCUGGAGCUGCAGACCUGAACUCCGCAGACUCUGCGGCUGAGUUCAUCAACACCCACAACGUAUCAGUUGUUGGAUUCUUUGAUAACCUGGAAAGUGAAGCUGCUGCUGUGUUCAAGGAAGUUGCUUUUGAUUUGACUGAUGUCGAGUUUGCAGUUACAGCAUCUCCAGAGGUUUUUAAGGAGUAUGAGGUUACAGCCAACAAAGUGGUGCUGUUCAAGAAGUUUGAUGACGGCAGAGCAGACUUUGAGCUGUCUGAGGAGGACAAGCUUGACAAACACAACCUGACAAAUUUCAUCAAGGAAAACAGCCUGGAACUGAUCGUCCCGUUCAACCAAGAGACAUCAGACAAGAUCUUCACCUCUCGUGUGCGACUGCACUGCCUUUUGUUCAUCAACUCCACUGUGGAGAGUCAGAUGAGCCUGCUGGAGGAGUCCAAGACUGUCGCCAGAGAGUUUAAAGGAAAGGUGCUGUACAUCCUGAUCGACAUGACAACUGCCGUGUCACAUGUGCUGAAUUACUUUGGCGUGUUAGAGAAGGAUUCCCCCACUGUACGCAUGAUCAACAUGGACACGCAAAAAAAGUUCAAAAUUGCCUCAGAGAUGACCAUUGACUCUCUGAGACAGCUUUCCCAGGAGGUUGUUGAUGACACUGCAGAGCCAUACCUUCGGUCUGAGGAAAUCCCUGAGGACUGGGACAAAGGGCCAGUUAAAGUUCUGGUGGCCAAGAACUUUGAGACUGUUGCCAUGGACCCGACCAAAAAUGUCUUUGUAGAAUUUUAUGCUCCAUGGUGUGGACAUUGCAAGGAGCUGGCUCCAAUCUGGGAGCAGCUGGGUGAAAUAUAUGCUGAUCAUGAUGACAUCAUCAUUGCAAAGAUGGAUGCCACGGCCAAUGAAGUGGAGAGUGUGGCCAUCGAUGGAUUUCCAACGUUAAAAUAUUUCCCAGCUGGUGACAAGGAGGUGAUUAGCUACACUGGAAACAGGGAUCUAGAAACAUUAUCCAAGUUUCUCGACAACGGUGGAGUGCUGCCACAGGAGGAAAGUGAUGAGGACGACGACGAUGAAGACGAAGCUGACAAAGACAAAGCUCAGACAGAUGAAAGGGAAGAUGCUGAUAAUCAGAGCAAGGGGACAGACGAUUCUUCAGAGAAACCAACAAACAACACAUCCAAAGAUGAGCUUUGAUAACAGUUCAAACUAAGAUCAAUUAUUCUUUCAUUUUUCCUAAUAAAAGCUGUGCAAGUUUGACGUAA
Molecule: messenger RNA, 1856 nt
Organism: Oryzias latipes (Japanese medaka)
Lineage: Eukaryota; Metazoa; Chordata; Actinopteri; Beloniformes; Adrianichthyidae
Gene: pdia2
Product: protein disulfide isomerase family A, member 2
Biological process (GO): protein folding; response to endoplasmic reticulum stress
Cellular component (GO): endoplasmic reticulum
Molecular function (GO): protein disulfide isomerase activity
Source: RefSeq, a predicted model, not a curated record